GGUCAAACCGACGGGUAACUACCUUCUGUCAGUGUUUCUCUGCAGCUCCUGACGCUGGCUGGACUGAUCAUGGAGCUGUCUUGUGAGUCAGUGAGAUAUCCUGAGGACAGGAGACCGGCCAGUUGUAAGUAUGUGGAGCUCCAUGUGCUGUAUGUGCCAGAUGACCAGUGGGAUGUGAAGCUCAAUAAAGUUCCUGCAGAGGCCAUAGAGAGCUUCAUAUCUGCCGGCUUCAUCAGGGUUUAUCCUGACCUCACCCUGAAAACGCUGAGGAGCGAGCUGGGAGCUCUUCUGGGCGCCGAGAGGAGCGUGGACAAAUUCUCCUUCCUGAAAUGUGUGGGGCGCAGUCUGGCACUGGUCAAGAGCAAACAGGAGAGGGAUCUGAAAGUGAAAACAUUCGCUCCACCGUAUGCCCCGCAGCCGGAGCUUUACCUGCUGCCCUCUGUGGAGAGCGGCAGCAGUGUUUGUUCCCAGCCUCUCACCCCAGACACCAGCAGCAGCUCCUCCGACCACCAGACCUAUUACCACCCUCCCAAGACGUGCAGCCUGCCAGCAGGAACAAAGCCGCCCGUUAAAUUCCCCCUCAUCCCCCAGUGUUCCCAUCAGCCGCCUCCCACCCCCAGCCUGGAAGACGAAGAGGAAGAGGAGGAGGAGGAGGAGGAUGAGGAGCAGAGCUAUAGUUCUUCAGAGGCAGAAGGAGAAAACGAAGAGGAGGGUCCUUCUUCCAACAAUAUAGAGUGGGCAGAGCAGGAAUGUGGCCCAAGGAAGUCCCAGAGUCAGAGGGCACCACAGGCUGUUUCACAGAAUAAAGCUACAGCUGUACAACAGUGUGAUGCUGAUUCAGCUCACGGGAAAGAAGAAACCUGCAGGAAGAAGAAACAGCACCACAGGCAGAACAGAGCGGCCAAUGAUUCAGGAGUAGCUCUGUCUCUGGAGGACAGAGAUUCAGGCUUCUCGCUCACAGACGGGCUUGGGACUUCAAAAGACGCACUGAAGUCCACCAGGAAUAAACCAACAAGCGGAGUGACAGAAAGUCCAGCGGUGUUGUCUCGGCCAGUUCGGUGCACCUCUCCCCCUCCAGGUCUGCACUCGGUCACUCAAAAGGCAGAUGCCUUUCCCUUCUUUCAGGCAAACAGAGAGGAACUAAUCGAGGAAAUCAAGCUGGUGAGGGAGGAGAGGAAGCAGCUGGAGUGGACGAGGCAGGAGUUGCUAAGAAAGGGCAAAGAUCUGUUGGCUCAAAACAGACAUCGCAGGAACCAAGCACGUGACAGCUGGAAGAAGAAAUAUUUUGAAACCAAGAAGUCCACAGCACCAUUGGAGGAAAAUCUGAAAAACCUGCGGCAAGAGUUGGAGACGUUUUACAACAAACUUCUGCACCAGCUCCAGGCCAGAGAUAACAGAGGGAAGCCAAGACGACAGGGCAGAUCUUCCAUAAAGAAUGAACUCAUCAUUCAGAUCAUGACAGAGAGCCAUGAGAUUGACAACCUGAAGAGGAAGGUAGAGGAUGCCAAGAUGAAGCUGGUAACAGAGAUAAAGUUGAGGAAACAGGCUGCCACAGAACUGAGGGCCCUGAAGGCUGAGCUGGCCCAGAAGAAGAGCCAGUCCUCUCAUCCUGGUCCCACAGUCUCUUCAGGCUUUGGCAAUACCACACAUGACAGACCCCAAGUUCAAAGCACCUCCAUCUAACUCAGUACCUGUACAUACAGAGCUGUGAGACAGAUGGACUUUGUUACAUGUAUGUGUCGUAUGUUUAGGGAGAGUAACAUAAAAAAAAAAUGAUUUUGUGCAGCUCCACUUUCUACAUGACUUUUUCUUUUACUAAGUCUCAAAUUUCUCAGGUGCUGUAAGCUAGUUACUUAAAGAAGAACUCUACACCUAAAAUGGUGAAUGUACGUAAUUCCAAUCAUUUACAGAAUCAUCAGAAAAGUUUUAUUUAUGAAAAAUAUAAAGUGCACAGAU
Chelmon rostratus (copperband butterflyfish) is the source of this 1956-nucleotide messenger RNA. It is a transcript of the gene spata1, whose product is annotated as spermatogenesis associated 1. Lineage: Eukaryota; Metazoa; Chordata; Actinopteri; Chaetodontiformes; Chaetodontidae. The coding region runs from base 70 to 1683 and encodes 537 amino acids. The transcript has 12 exons. The record is from RefSeq and is a predicted model, not a curated record.